Messenger RNA from Aspergillus caelatus, 794 nucleotides. RefSeq names its product hydrophobin family protein. The transcript has 3 exons. Gene Ontology annotation, cellular component: fungal-type cell wall. Lineage: Eukaryota; Fungi; Ascomycota; Eurotiomycetes; Eurotiales; Aspergillaceae. Bases 105 to 563 code for a protein of 152 amino acids. Gene Ontology annotation, molecular function: structural constituent of cell wall. The record is from RefSeq and is a predicted model, not a curated record.
AUUCACUCUCAUUCUCUCUUCACAGUUCAGUCUUCUCUAAGACAAGCUUCUCUUUAAAAACAUCUCCGAGUCUUCUCUCGUUCAAAACCAAAACCACCGUCACAAUGCAGUUCUCUGUCGCCACCGUUCUUGCUCUGGCUACCGCCGUUGCAGCUCUUCCUCCUGCCUCUGGCACUGGUGCUGGACAGGAAGUUGGACACGCCAAGAACCAGUACAAUCUUCCGAAGGACUUGACCACCAAGCAGGCCGCCGAGAAGUGUGGAAGCAAUGCUGAGCUUAAGUGCUGCAACAAGCAAGUCAAGACUGGUGACUUCACCAAGGUCGAGGAGGGUCUCCUUAACGGUCUCCUUGACAGCCUCGCCGGUGGUGGCCAGGGCUCUGAGGGUCUUGCACUUUUGGAUCAGUGCACAAACAUCCCCGUCAAUGUUCUCGCUAUCCCCAUCAUCCAGCCUCAGGAGCAGUGCAAGCAGCCCAUUUCCUGCUGCCAGAACACCAAGUCCAGCGCCGAUGGCGACCUCAUUGGUGUUGGCCUUCCUUGCAUCGCUAUCAGCUCUCUUCUGUAAGCGAUGAUAUACGCGAAGUUGGUAGCUCGAGCGUGGCAUGGAUAUGGGAAUAUGAAGUAUUCCUAUACUUUCAUUCAGUGUCCUUCACUGGCCGCUUGUGUCCUGGAACCCUUGGAGCGAGAAGACUGUUCUGUUUCCUUUCUGAAUCUCUCUGUGCAGCCUGUUCCAGCAUUACAACUGGAAAUAGUUUAUGGCUAGCCGACUUAAUACAUAGAUUUUGCAUCAGCUUCU